Messenger RNA from Phytomonas sp. Hart1, 1668 nucleotides. Lineage: Eukaryota; Euglenozoa; Kinetoplastea; Trypanosomatida; Trypanosomatidae. The record is from the annotation of a GenBank genome assembly.
AUGCCUCCGAAGCGGGGUGGUCGGGUUAAGGGAAAGCGGGCGGGGUCCGAUGCGCCGCAAAAAAAGCGGCGGCGCGAGCCCACCGCCGAAGCGAUCAACCCCCCCGACAGCGAUGCCAACCCGAACCUCGGGGAGCACCGUGAGGCGGCGGAGAGGGCGCCAUCGCAGGAGGAAAUGGCGGAGUGCCCGAUCGACUUUGACGACGUCGAGGCCGAGGAGGAGGACGCCAUCGACUUGGAUGGGGCGAUUCUCGCGGACGACGACUUUGAGGUCAAGGCCGAAAAGUACCGCCGGCGGAUGUUGGCGCAGCGGCAACUCGCCGACGCGGAGGCGCGGGAGGACAUCCAAACCCGCAGCCACAAGACGACCCCGUUUGCCAUCGCGGACGCCUCGGCGGGUUCCCCCGAGGGGGGCGAUGUCGAGCUUCUUCGCCCCUCUCACUCGACGGAGGAGCUGCGGGACCGCAUCGCGGAGACGGUCCGCGUGCUCUCGAACUUCCGCGAGGACCGCGAGGAGGCGCGCAGCCGCACGGCCUACGUGGAGCUGCUGCGCGGCGAUUUACUGCAGUUGUACGAGUACAACGAGUUUCUGAUGGACAGCGUCCUGCAGAUGUUCCCCCCGGCCGAGGCGGUGGACUUUUUGGAGGCGAUGGAGAAGCCGCGGCCGACGACGAUCCGCGUGAACACCAUCAAGUGCAAGCGGCGCGACCUGGUCCAGGCCCUCGUGAAGCGUGGGAUGAAUGUCGAGCCGCUGGAGAAGUGGUCCAAGGUCGGCCUGCAGGUCUUCGAGUCCAACGUGCCGAUCGCCGGGACGGUGGAGUACCUGGCGGGGCAUUAUAUGCUCCAGGCCGCGGCGUCCUUCCUGCCGGUGAUGGCGCUGGCCCCGCAGGAGGGGGAGCGCGUGUUGGAUAUGGCCGCGGCACCGGGGGGGAAGACGACGUACAUCGCGCAGCUCAUGAAAAACACCGGCGUCCUCUUCGCCAACGACGUCAGCGAGGGGCGCUGCCGGGCCCUCAACGCCAACCUGCAGCGCCUUGGCGUCGCAAACGCGAUCGUGACGAACUACGACGGCGCCGGCUUCGCGGCGGUGAUGCGGAACUUCGAUCGGGUCCUGCUCGACGCGCCGUGCACGGGGACCGGCAUCAUCGCCCGGGAUCAAAGUAUUAAGCGGGGCCGGCAGCUCGCGGACGCCCAGCGCGCGGCCCAGCUCCAGCGCACGCUCCUUCUGAGCGCGAUCGACGCCUGCCGGGUCGGGGGCCACGUCGUCUACUCGACCUGCUCCUUCCUCACGGAGGAGGACGAGGCCGUCGUGGACUUCGCCCUGCGGCGCCGGGCGGUGCGGGUGGUGGAGAUGGGCCUGCCCUUCGGCCGGCCGGGCUUCACGAAGUACCGCCACGCCCGCUUCCACGACAGCCUCGAGCGGUCCCGGCGGUACUUCCCCCACGUCCACAACAUGGAUGGCUUCUACGUCUGUAAGCUGCAGAAGCUCGCGGACGCGCCGGACGCCCCCACGCCCAAGGCAGAAGGGAGGGGGGGGAGGGCGCGUCGGACGGCCUCGGACGGCCCCAAAGGCCAAGGCCGAGCUGAAAGCCAUCCACCGCGUGCGCUGAAGCCCGUGGGCGGCCGGGGGGGCAAACUGAGCAUCCCACCGAGAGAAAACACUUCGUAG